Messenger RNA from Eruca vesicaria subsp. sativa (arugula), 864 nucleotides. Lineage: Eukaryota; Viridiplantae; Streptophyta; Magnoliopsida; Brassicales; Brassicaceae. The record is from the annotation of a GenBank genome assembly.
GGGGAAUUCAAGAAGACUGACUCAGUGAGUCUCCGAUCGAGUCAGAUGGGGACGGGAACUAACGGAGAAUUAAAGUAUGAGAUCUCACAGAACGCAUACAUUAAACUCGUUCUCCACUCGCUGCGACACAAGACGACGUCGGUCAACGGAGUCCUCGUAGGUAGAAUCAACCCUAAGGACGAAAGCAUCGUUGAGAUCUCCGAUUCAGUGCCGCUCUUUCACUCCAACCUCUCUCUCCUUCCUCCUCUCGAAAUCUCCCUCCUCAUGAUAGAGGAGCAUUACGUGGCGCAAGGAUUGAGUAUUGUUGGUUACUUUCAUGCCAACGAGAGGUUAGAUGAUGUGGAGCUCUCUGGUGUGGGUAAGAACAUUGCUGAUCACAUCUCUCGCUACUUCCCUCAGUCACCCAUUCUCUUGUUGAACAACAAAAAGCUUGAAGCCUUAUCAAAGGGUAAUGAUCGAAGCCCUGUGAUGCAGCUUUGUGUGAAAGAUGCUUCCAAGAACUGGAGAGUGGUUGGAGCUGAUGGAGGAACCAAGUUACUCUUAAAAGAGCCAUCGGCCAAUGUUGUUUUGUCAGAUUACAUUUCUUCUGAGAAAUGGAAGGACGUCGUAGAUUUUGAUGAUCAUCUUGAUGAUGUCACCAAGGACUGGCUAAACCCUGGACUUUUCAACUGAACACGGGUAUGCAUGCAAUCUAGCUAAUUAGUGUUUUGCUUUCUCAGACCCUUGUUUACUAUUUCCCUUAAAUCUUGUUCAAGUAUUAUCCAGAGCUUACAGAACAUAGCUCAGUUUACUUUUUUUUUUUUUUAAUUGGUAAUCAUUUGAAUGAUAUCCUUUGGGGCUUGUUCUCGUGAUCUCUUUGGUUGC